AUGUUUACGGGUAUAGUAGAGUUAAUGGGAACUGUUGCGGAGUACAACCUCCAGGACAACAGUGCAUCUGGUGGUCAAGGUGUCUCUGUGACCAUCAAGGGUGCCUCCGCCAUCCUAAAUGACUGUCACAUCGGAGACAGUAUUGCAUGUAAUGGUAUAUGUUUAACAGUAACAGCAUUUGACAAGGACACUUUCAAAGUAGGGAUCUCUCCAGAGACUAUUGUACGCACUGAUGUUGCCGAUUGGGUUGCUGGAACAAGGAUAAAUUUGGAACGUGCAGUUUCUCAAGACGUUAGAUUCGGUGGACAUUAUGUUCAAGGACAUGUCGAUACAGUGGCAAGCAUUGUCUCGGUGACACCAGAAGGGAACUCCUUAGUGUUUGGAUUCAAAUUAAGAGAUUCGCAGUACGAGAAGUUUAUUGUGGAGAAAGGGUUCAUUUGCAUUGAUGGUACCUCUCUGACGGUAACACAAGUGGAUGCUGAUGGUACGUUUUAUAUUGCCAUGAUCGCACAUACUCAAGAUGUAGUAGUGAUGCCGUUGAAGAAAAUCGGUAGUUUGGUGAACAUUGAAGUUGAUCUUACUGGUAAACUUAUCGAAAAACAAAUCUCCGUAGCAUUACAAAAUCAAUUUAAUGACUCUCAUUCAACGUUAAACAACCUCAUUGAAAAGAUCAUCGAUGAGAAAGUUCAGAAAUAUCUAUCAAAAAAGUAA
Maudiozyma barnettii is the source of this 711-nucleotide messenger RNA. It is a transcript of the gene RIB5, whose product is annotated as riboflavin synthase. The record is from RefSeq and is a predicted model, not a curated record. The transcript has a single exon. Bases 1 to 711 code for a protein of 236 amino acids. Gene Ontology annotation, molecular function: riboflavin synthase activity. Gene Ontology annotation, biological process: riboflavin biosynthetic process. NCBI's taxonomy places the organism in Eukaryota, Fungi, Ascomycota, Saccharomycetes, Saccharomycetales, Saccharomycetaceae.